Molecule: messenger RNA, 864 nt
Organism: Bombina bombina (fire-bellied toad)
Lineage: Eukaryota; Metazoa; Chordata; Amphibia; Anura; Bombinatoridae
Product: zinc transporter ZIP10-like
Exons: 3
Source: RefSeq, a predicted model, not a curated record
AUGUACUCAGCACACAGCACAAGCAUGAUGUACUCAGUCACACAGCACAAGCAUGAUGUAAUCAGCACACAGCACGAGCUUGCAAUCAGCACACAGCACAAGCAUGAUGUAAUCGACACACAGCACAAGCAUGAUGUAUCAGCACACAGCACAGCUGAUGGAUCUGCACACAUCACAAGCAUGAUCACACAGCACAAGCAUGAUGUAAUCAGCACACAGCACGAGCAUGAUGUAAUCAGCACACAGCACGAGCAUGAUGUAAUCAGCACACAGCAAGAGCAUGAUGUAAUCAGCACACAGCAUGAGCAUGAUGUAAUCAGCACACAGCACGAGCAUGAUGUAAUCAGCACACAGCACGAGCAUGAUGUAAUCAGCACACAGCACGAGCAUGAUGUAAUCAGCACACAGCAAGAGCAUGAUGUAAUCAGCACACAGCAUGAGCAUGAUGUACUCAGCACACAGCACGAGCAUGAUGUAAUCAGCACACAGCACGAGCAUGAUGUACUCAGCACACAGCACGAGCAUGAUGUACUCAGCACACAGCACGAGCAUAAUGUAAUCAGCACACAGCACGAGCAUGAUGUAAUCAGCACACAGCACAAGCAUGAUCACGAGCAUGAUGUACUCAGCACACAGCACGAGCAUGAUGUAAUCAGCACACAGCACAAGCAUGAUGUACUCAGCACACAGCACAAGCAUGAUGUAAUCAGCACACAGCACGAGCAUGAUGUAAUCAGCACACAGCACAAGCAUGAUGUAAUCGGCACACAGCACAAGCAUGAUGUACUCAGCACACAGCACGAGCAUGAUGUAAUCACCACACAGCACAAGCAUGAUGUAAUCAGCACACAGCACAAGCAUGAU